This is a messenger RNA of Melanotaenia boesemani (Boeseman's rainbowfish), 723 nucleotides long. RefSeq names its product guanylyl cyclase-activating protein 2-like. Lineage: Eukaryota; Metazoa; Chordata; Actinopteri; Atheriniformes; Melanotaeniidae. The transcript is spliced from 4 exons. Gene Ontology annotation, cellular component: photoreceptor inner segment; cone photoreceptor outer segment. The record is from RefSeq and is a predicted model, not a curated record. Gene Ontology annotation, molecular function: calcium ion binding; calcium sensitive guanylate cyclase activator activity. Bases 23 to 595 code for a protein of 190 amino acids. Gene Ontology annotation, biological process: visual perception.
CUACCGUUGUGCCUUUGAAAUCAUGGGUCAAGCAGGGAGCAGCACAGAUGCAGAGGUGACUCUUCAGGACAUCCAGGAGCUCUACGGUAAAUUUGCCAAAGAAUGUCCGAGUGGAAACCUGCAUUUACACGAGUUCAAGAGAAUCUUCGGGGUGAACAGCAGCUCUACAGAAGAGGAAGCGGCGUACAUGGAAAAUGUGUUUCGGUCCUUCGAUACUAAUAAGGACGGGAAAAUUGACUUUAUGGAGUUCGUAGCAGCAGUGAACCUCAUUCUUCGUGGAAAACUGGUGGACAAACUGAAAUGGUCUUUUAAAGUUUAUGACACAGAUGGAAAUGGCUGCCUAACCAGACAGGAAGUCAGGCAUAUCAUCAAGAUUAUCAACAAGAUAAGGCGGCAUGGGAAUCCCAGUGUGACGGAGAACAUCGAUGACAUCUGUGACAGAAUAUUUGAACUGGUUGACAAGAACAGAGACAGUCAGAUUUCUUUAGAGGAAUUCAUUGAAGGGGCUGAGAAGGACCCAUGGCUGAUGGAACAACUCAAACUGGACCUCGGGCCUUCUGACUGGUUCAUGAAACAGACGAAGAAGAGCUCCUGAGUUGUGAUAAAUGCCUGGACACCAGACUGGGGGAAUAAUCGGCCUUAUAAGUGCCCACGGACAUUUUUAAUUGAUCUGGGAACAUCCGUGUGAAGCUUCCAUCAUUUAUUUCCUUUCUGUGAUGGAGA